UCUGAGUCACACCCAGUUCCAGUUUUAUAUCAGUGACGCAGACUCACACAGCCGGAGCAGCAGCACACAGGUUCAGCUCUACAGCCAGAGCAGAGGAGAAGAACUAAAGCAACAACACAUCUGAGGUGCAGUUCAGAGGCCAGUGUCAUGGAUCAGCUUGAUCAGUUGUUCCGUCCUUUCUUCAAUUUGAAUCAAUAUGAACAACCAACCCCAAAACCAGAUCCUGAAUUCGAUCGUCAAUGGCGGCCAGUGGCGUGGAGUGAAGGUAACAAACAUCUGAUGUUGAGGAAACUGAAGGAUUUCCAGCCAGGCACUGCAGAAGUCCAUGAGCUGAAGAUUCUGCUUCACGGCCCAAUCGGAGCAGGAAAGUCGAGUUUAAUCAACUCCAUCAACACCGUCCUCCAAGGAUACAACGCCGCCGGUGCACUGGCAGAUUCAUCAGCUGGUCAAAGUCAGAGCUUCACUUUAAAGUUUAAAAUUCACAGGCUGAAGAAAGGUGGGCCUGGAUCUUUCUAUCCAUUUGUCUUUACUGACAUCAUGGGUCUGGAAGAAGAUAAGUCAAAGGGAGUGCAAACAAAAGACAUAAACAAAAUAUUAAAAGGUCAUGUGAAAGAUGGCUAUACUUUCAAUCCUGUAAAACCCAUUGAUAAAGGCGACCCGAAGUACAUCAGCAACCCCAGCCUGAAAGACAAAGUGCACUGUCUGGUGAGUGUUCUACCAGCUGACAGAAUCUCCCUCAUCAGUGACGACGUUAUCCAGAAAAUGAGAGCUGUUCGGGAAAAAGCUCGUGACUUGGAGAUUCCUCAAGUGGUCGUCAUGUCCAUGGUGGAUAAAGCAUGCCCUCUAGUUAACGAGAACCUGCGUAAGAUCUACACCAGCAAAAAAAUUAAAGAGAAGAUGGAGGAGUGCAGUCAUAAACUGGGAGUCCCGAUGAACUGCAUCUUUCCUGUGCUGAACUACCAUGAGCAGGUUACCAACGACACGGCCAUGGAUAUUCUGAUUCUCAUGGCGAUGACUGACAUCAUUAGAUUCGCCAAUCACUAUGUUGAAGACCAGGUUUACAGAGAAUAAGUUCCUCAUGUGUCCUGUUCAGAGAAGCAACGUAGAAAUGGCUAGUUUCAAGAAUUCAGAGUGUGACCAGAGAUUUACUUAGAAAUUAAUAAAACAUAAUUAACCUUUUCACUUCAUUAUGAAUAUUUAUCUGUCCAUGUGAUAGAUGUUGUAAAAUUUCCAUUCUUCAUCUUUUUUUGUUAUUCUUUACCACUCACUGGUUUAAUGAUCAUUUUUCCUUUCUGGUUUUAAUACCUACAAUAAAAGUAUUAAUAAAAGACAGAUGUAAUUGAUAAGAGAGACAGUAAUCUGGAGUAAUAUGUACUAUUGUCAUUAUGGGCUUUAUAGACUGUAUAAUGUUUUUAUUGGGGUUUUUUUAUAUCAGUGUAAUCUGCAUGUUUACUGCAUUGGUUUUCAUGAAUACAGUAAGAUAAAUUGACACAAUAACAACAAAUACAGAACGGA
Molecule: messenger RNA, 1515 nt
Organism: Pangasianodon hypophthalmus (striped catfish)
Lineage: Eukaryota; Metazoa; Chordata; Actinopteri; Siluriformes; Pangasiidae
Product: interferon-induced protein 44-like
Exons: 9
Coding region: 148-1071 (307 amino acids)
Source: RefSeq, a predicted model, not a curated record